AUGGGCCGCGUGCGGGCACCAAAAUACUCUAGUCAACCUCGAGGCAUCCAAAAACCAAGACGGCCUCAGACGGCACGACACCAAAACCGCUCUAGGUGUACUAGAAACAAGAGUUCAUGUCGACAGUAUCUCGAAACAGAUAGCGAUUGCGUUGCAGAUCGUCUCAUCGAUACCCUUGAAAAAGAACCGCAAUCGACGUCUCAAUACCCUCUCGCGCAGCAGAGACAAGAUACACCUGCCGAUAGUCAAGACGACGAGCUAUCCAAUCCGAUAGAAUAUUGGGCCAGAGAAGGGAAGUGGCCACGGCAUUACUUCGAACCUAAAAUGGAGCAUUUAAUCGCCCGAAAAAAGCUCACAUUGUCCCUGAGCCGGAAGCGAUCGAGCUCCGGUACUUCCGUGACGCCCAGUGAUCAGAGGCCAAGGGAGGAGAAGAGCGCUCCAUACAUAGAUCCUCGCUACGUAACCCUACUCGAAGCCAACGGUAGUUUUCUUGAUGAAUCAGAUCUUGGGGUCGCCGACGAAAGCAAAAGGAAAUAUUUGUCAUUGCUCAGCACAGAGCAAACAAUCCCAAGCGACACUUUGUUUCGCGAUGAUCUGUUUAAAGAGACCUUCCGAAGCGUUCAAAAGCGGAAUGAGGCGAGAAUCAUUCGGGAUAUCACGCCUUUAAUCGUUCCCUCCGCUGAAAUUCUGCGAAUACGCGGAGCAAAUCACUUGAAAAUUCUAAUAGAAAGCCUGAAUGAAGGCUGGAACAACUCUGUCCCACUGACAGGGACUAGGCCGCAACCCGACUACUCCCUUGGCUUUAAACGCGAGGCGUUUAGCGACAGCCAGCUUGCCAAGUUAUCGCCUUACAUUGGCAACUAUAUCGGCGGAGACAAAUCUUAUUUCAUGGCGACAUACUCCAUGUACUUCCCGUUCCUAACAUGCGAAGUCAAGUGCGGUGCCGCUGGGCUGGAUAUAGCCGAUCGUCAGAAUGCGCAUAGCAUGACUCUAGCGGUAAGGGCUGUCGCCGAGCUCUUUCGUGGCGUCAAACGUGAAGACGAGGUCAACAGACAGAUCUUAGGGUUUUCAAUUUCGCAUGACCACAUGUCUGCACGGAUCUACGGCCACUAUGCGGUGAUUCAAGACAAAGACAUGAAAUUCUACUGUCAUCCAAUCCUAAACUUUAGCUUCACCAUCUCAGACGGGAAGGAAAGAUGGACGGCAUAUCGUUUUAUUCAAAAUAUAUACGAUGUUUGGAUGCCCGAGCAUUUUGCGAGGAUAUGCUCGGCUAUCGAUGAGAUACCGUCGGACCAAGAUCUUGAUGACCCGUCACUGCCAUCAACUGGGCUCUGA
This is a messenger RNA of Ustilaginoidea virens, 1335 nucleotides long. RefSeq lists its product as uncharacterized. The record is from RefSeq and is a predicted model, not a curated record. Bases 1 to 1335 code for a protein of 444 amino acids. Lineage: Eukaryota; Fungi; Ascomycota; Sordariomycetes; Hypocreales; Clavicipitaceae. The transcript has 3 exons.